CUUCUGUGCCCGCAACUCUCUGAACACAUCGUCGGCCACGCUUGUCGCCCCUUCGAACGAGGUGAGUCCAAUGAUGGCGAAAGGAAAGACUCGCGGGUGUUCUGGCCUUUCGGCAGGAAGCAGAGUAAGGACGUGGUCAAGGAGAGCCCGCCAGGGCGGUCCAAGCAUGCAUACCGAGAGAAAGUUCAGAUGAUGAAGAACGCCGAAGAAAUCCUCGUCCGAGCUGCAAGCGGAACACCACGAUGAGUAUCAAACGGGAGAAGUUCGUCAUGAAGCUUGCCAAGGCGCUUCUGGCCUUCGGUGCUCCCUCACACCGGAUCGAAUCGCAGCUACAGUCCGCCUCGCACGUCCUCCGCCUCAAUGCGCGCUUCGUUCACUUCCCGAACAUGAUCAUGACGACGUUCCAGAGUCAGUCUGGAAAUACGAACGAGAUCCACUUCAUCCGCGCAAGUGGACGGGUCGCGCUCACGUCGUUGCACAGGGUUCACACAGUGUACCGAGACGUCCUCCAUGACAGGAUCAGCACUGACGAGGGCAUAUCAAGACUGGAUGAGAUUCUCCAUGCGAAGCCCCUUUAUUCGAUAUACCUCCGGUGUCUGCUGGCGUUCAUAUGCGCGUCGAUUAUCUGCGUAGUUGCGUUUGGUGGGUCCCUCCUGGACAUGUUCCUCGCCGGUGCGGCUGCAUCAAUACUGCAAAUACUCGGCUUGCGGGCAGCGUCGAAGAGCUCUGUAUACGCUAACGUCUACGAGAUCUCCGUUUCCAUCAUCGUAUCUUUUGUCGCUCGUGGCCUCGGAACCGUUCCCAAUCAGGUCUUCUGUUUUAGCGCUAUUUCCUCAGGAGGCGUCGUUCUUGUGCUUCCGGGAUUCACAGUGUUGGUUUCUGCGCUGGAACUUACAGCGCAGAACAUCAUGUGCGGGUCCGUCAGAAUGGUCUACGCGGUCAUCUAUACGCUAUUUUUGGGAUUUGGUUUGACGAUCGGGUCCGAGCUCUUCCUAGUCAUCGUCCCCGAAGCUCGGAAAAUGCAGGACAUCACUACGCUACUCGAAAGUCAUGCCUAUCAUGGCUACUUGCUGAACAACAACGCAUCCAUACCGGUAGAGCAGACGGCUGGCAUGUGGUCGUUCACGGAUAUUAGUCAGGCGCAGAGUCGCGUCAUCAAAGGAUGUUACCGUGAUCCGACUUGGCCGUGGUGGAGGCAGCCGUUCCCUUGGUGGACCGCAUUCUUUCUGGUGCCGAUCUACUCGUUCUGCUCGUCACUGGCGAAUCUUCAGUCUAUCAAGAGUGCGCAAAUGGCGGCCAUGGUCUUUUUCUCGUGUGCUGCGUAUGCCGCCAACAGAGGUGCCAACCUCGUUUUCUCGGAUCGGCCGGAGAUGGUCUCUGCUGUUGGUUCAGUCGUGAUUGGCGUUUGCGGGAACAUUUGGUCCCGACUCGGCGGAGGCACGGCUUUCACAGUCAUGGUGACCGGCGUCUUGUUCUUGGUCCCGUCAGCGCUCGGAAACAAUGGUGGGCUCAUCGGUAGCUACAACUCGUCCUCACAGGAGUACAGCAACAGCUUCGACUUGGGUGUACGCAUGAUCGAAGUCGGAAUUGGUGUGACACUAGGCCUCUUCCUUGCUGCCAUGCUCGUCUAUUCCUGGGGCGGCAGGAAGUCUGGUGGUCAUUUUGGCUUCUAGUAGAGCUACGCUGCGUCUAGGGCUAAGCGGGUACUUCGAGAGCAAUGGAACAGUGACAAUCGAU
Fomitopsis serialis is the source of this 1737-nucleotide messenger RNA. RefSeq names its product DUF1212-domain-containing protein. Lineage: Eukaryota; Fungi; Basidiomycota; Agaricomycetes; Polyporales; Fomitopsidaceae. The record is from RefSeq and is a predicted model, not a curated record. Gene Ontology annotation, molecular function: transmembrane transporter activity. The transcript has 7 exons. Gene Ontology annotation, biological process: transmembrane transport. The coding region runs from base 243 to 1673 and encodes 476 amino acids.